UGCUAUAAAAACUCUUGGAAGUUAGUUCAACAGUUUCUGAUGAUAUUAUUUAUUUAUUAGGAUCUUAAAUCUAUUUUUGUCAUUAUAUUAUAACCUCUUCCAGUCUCUUUCUUUUUUUGUCCAAAUUGGCAGUCACUCAGGCACUAGGGUAAUACAAACAGUAAUAUAUGUUAUAUAUAGUAGUUAAGCUAUAUUAAUUAACUUAUGUACAAUAUUAUUUGCUAUUUAAUUUUGACCUACUAUUAUAGGUAUUGGUGGACUGUAACACCACUUAUCAACCAUGUACAACACAUUUGUACCUAAAAGGUUGCCUCCCAUUCACCUUUUUCUAUUUAAUGGAUUGUUAGAGCAUCAAUAACUGUGGAAAAAGUCAAAUGUGGUUCUGUACAAUGUGAGAUCCAGCACCUGUAACAAGUGCGGAUCAUCUCAAAGGCACCAAAUCCCUGUUUCGGACCUUUACUGUCUUUUAUCUAUUGCUUCCACCUUCUUCAAUCUGAGUUAUCUUUAGUCUUUAGAGGUUGUCCUCUGUUCCAUCUGAUAUUGUUCGUUUAAACAAACAACACCAGAUGUCAUCACUUCUCUCUUUCUUUUCCCCAGGAUUCAGUUGGAAUGAGAUAAUGACCUUGUACUAUAUUUAUGAUUGGUGUAAAGUGUGUAUUGUGACAGUUAACAUGUGGUUUCAAAUGUACCUGAAAGAGAUACCAAGUUUGUACCAAUCAAUACAGAUAACGUUCUUGUCAAGAAAAGUGUCUGACAGGCCUUUGACGCUGAACUUGGAUUCAAAAAUCUUUGACUUUCUUAAUCCAUUUGUGACUGUUUGUUUAGGCUUUCUUCAUGUUUUAUUUAUUUAUUUAGUUAGUUUAGGGGGUUGGAAGUUCUGCUUGAUCACUUCCUUGAUUCCCAAACGAUGAAUCUAUGGGCUGUUCUAUAUACACGAAUAUUAUGCGUGUCGCUAGGACACUCAGUUUUAGGUAAUUUUCUUCAAAACAACAAACAAACAAACAAAACAACAACAACAACAACAAAACACAUACAAACAAAUGUAUAUAUAUAUUUUUAACCGAAUCGAUGUGGAAACCAAUCAACACUAAACGAAGUUACAAUUACACUGACAAAAGUGGAAAAAUCGCCUCGUCAUGACGAGUAAGUCAUUAAAUGCGUAAACAGGAAGGAUUGAAUAGAUGGAAGUGUAGUUCCUACCUACACUGAAAUGCACCGUAUGGAACAGUGAACCACAAUAACAGCAUAGCAACAUAAAUAACGGACAAAGAGGAGACACCUUUUUUAGUUAUUGUUUAUUGAAAGGCUGUGAAUUAAUGCUGUCUGCCGCUCCUCGUGGCACAUCUUAGUCAACGGACGAUCACAGGAGGGAGCCUCGUGACUGCAACACGUCAGAGCGGCUCCAAACUGCCGGAGACACGCAUGACAGACAGAGCUCCCACUCUGUCACUACAUUUGAGUCCAGAAACCGAAUCCGUCUUUCUGUUGCACGUCUUCGAACCGACGCCUUGUUCGCGUGUUGUUUUCGUUUAUUUUACAUUAUGUCUUGAGCACUAAAAAUAAAAUUACCUGAAUUACUAGGCCCCGAAAUACUGACUUUUGACGGGAUUACCUUUAAUCUUGAACUUUGACAAAAACACGAUGUAUCAUAUAAUGUAGAAGUAAAGCUAAUAACUGCAAAUUGUAUAAGGGAUAAGGAAUGAAUAAUCAUAUGAAGGCAAAUGAAUUAUGCACCCUGUACAGAAGAGAUACAAACUUUCAGUUGCAGGACUACAACCGGGCCUGGUUUUAAGAGACGACAGCGCAUGCGGCUGGAUACACGCCCUCCGUUGCAGACCGGAAGUCACAAGAAAUUUCACUACGGAGUGCUACACCCUUUCAACACUCCCUAUCUCUGGUGUAUCGUAAGCGGCUGCUGCGGUCCUCCAAGACCGUUGCCCUUGUUAAACUUCAACCAAAGGCACCGGCUCAGUAAAUUGGUAUUCUCCUUGAGGUGGCAGCAUCCUCGCAAAAGGAGGACGCAGAGCAGAAUUAGGAAGAGCCACUGGUUAACGUUGGAGCUGCUACACGAAUGAAGGCGUCAGAGCAAUGACGAAGAGAAAAAGAUAAAAUACGGAGGCGAUACACUGACUCAAUACAACCAGCCCUCCAUCCCCUGCCAUGGAGCAAGACGAAGAAGCAGCAACAGCUGGGGAGGAUGCACACUCGCAGCUGAUGUACAGGAUAGAGCGCCCUGUCUACGAUGAAAACCUCAUCCGGACAAAGCUUCUCCACCGCAAAAAUAACUCCACGACACUCCGCCAGAGGCUGGCAGAGAAGUUCCAGUGUUCUUCAGAGAAGGCCAAGGCAGCAGUUCUCAGUUUCUUGCCUAUUCUAACGUGGCUGCCAUCCUAUCCAGUCAAGCAGUACCUCUUUUCAGAUGUGGUCUCAGGUCUCAGCACGGGCGUCGUGCAGCUCCCUCAAGGUCUAGCCUACGCCAUGCUGGCUGCUGUGCCUCCGGUUUAUGGUCUGUACUCUUCAUUCUACCCCGUUCUGCUGUACACCUUCUUUGGCACGUCCAGACACGUAUCAGUAGGUACCUUUGCAGUUAUAAGUCUUAUGAUCGGGGGCAUAGCGGUGAGGGAGGCCCCAGACUCCAUGUUUUACUCCAUCCCCGCCAAUGGAUCCAACACGUCCGCGGUGCUGGACGUGGUCGCUCGCGACGCCAGGAGGGUCGAGGUGGCCGUGGUGCUCACAACGAUCGUGGGAAUCAUCCAGAUUGUCUUAGGCCUUCUCAGGUUUGGCUUUGUUGCAAUCUACCUUACAGAACCUCUGGUGCGAGGCUUUACUACAGCAGCAGCGAUGCACGUUGUCAUCUCCCAGCUGAAGUACAUGCUGGGGGUGAAAACACAGCGCUUCACUGGGCCCCUCUCCGCUAUUUAUAGUGUCAUAGCGGUAUUCAGCAAUAUCACUCACACCAAUGUCACCACGUUCCUGCUGGGCCUGGGGUGCCUCGUGUUCCUGUAUGCGGUCAAGGUCCUAAAUGAACGCUUCAAGAAGAAGCUGCCCAUUCCCAUUCCUGGAGAGAUCAUUGUGGUUAUCGUGUCAACUGGCAUCUCGUAUGGCAUGUCCUUAUCAGAGGGCUACAAGGUGGACGUGGUCGGGACAGUACCAACAGGGCUGCAGCCCCCUGCUCUCCCAGACUUCUCUCUGUUACCCAACCUGAUCACAGACUCCUUCGCUGUGGCGAUUGUAGGAUUCUCAAUGGGCAUGUCACUUGCCAAGACCUUUGCCCUGAAACACGGCUACAGUGUGGACGGCAACCAGGAGCUCAUCGCCCUCGGCCUGUCCAACUUCAUCAGCUCUUUCUUCCAAACCUUCGCCAUCACCUGCUCCAUGUCGAGGAGUCUGGUGCAGGAGAGCACCGGAGGAAAAACCCAGAUAGCAGGGUUCCUGGCGUCUCUCGUGGUGCUGCUAGUGGUGGUGGCCAUCGGUUUCGUCUUUGAGCCACUCCCUCAGACUGCGCUGGCCGCCAUCAUCAUGGUCAACUUGCUGGGGAUGUUCAAGCAGUUUAGAGACAUUCCUAGCCUGUGGAGGACCAGCAAGAUCGAACUGGCGAUCUGGCUGGUAUCCUUCAUAGCAUCUCUGCUGCUGGGUCUGGAUUACGGCCUCCUGGUGGCCAUCGCUUUCGCCUUGCUCACAGUCAUCUACAGGACGCAGAGCCCUAAAAAUUCCAUCAUGGGCCACGUUCCUGACACAGGACUUUACUGUGAUGUGGAUGAAUAUGAAGAGGCGGCUGAGUAUGAGGGGAUCAAGAUUUUCCACUCCAACUCCUCAAUCUACUUUGCUAACAGUGAGCUUUAUGUGAACGCCCUCAAAGAGAAGACGGGAGUGAACCCCCAACACAUACAAGCUGCCCGCAAAGCUAAAAGAAAACACAAGCACAAGGAGUCCUCUCCGGUGAAGAUGUAUGUCAAGUACGAAGAUGAGGCCGUGACCCAUGAGGUCAUACCCCUGAACCACGUGGUGGAGGAGCAGAAGAACGGCCAGUUGAAGGACAAUUGCCAGGAGUCGAGCUCCGACGAGGCCGUCUCCCUCCAACCUCUCGCCGCCGUCCACUCCAUCAUCCUGGACUGGACGGCCGCCAGCUUCAUUGACUCUGUGGGAGCCAAAGCCAUCAAGCAGGUCAUUAAGGAAUAUGCAGCGGUGGAUGUACGGGUGGUCAUAGCCAGCUGCAACAGGAACCUGUUGGCUGAGCUGGACAGCUUACAGUUCUUCACGGGGGACAUGGCCACAGACAUGGUGUUCCCCACUGUCCACGACGCAGCGCUGCACUGCCAGCGCUUAAAUUCCCAACCGCCUGCAGCUCCGACCGGUGAGACGUCGCCUGUAACCGAGGGCGAGUCACGGGACCUGACGUCCUGACCUGACUGCAGGAACUUGUCUCCAUUUGUGCUCUAACAUCUCAAUAAAGAGGAACUGAACAAUCACUCAUGUGGGGUAGAGAGAGGAGUGUGGCCCAGGUGGAUGUGAAACACUCCGAAAUGUCCUGGUUGAAUUUUAAGUGCUAAAAAAAGAGGAAAGUGUGUUUUGUGGAGUUGUACCUGAACUUCCCUCAGCCUUAUAUCUCUGCAAGCUAAGACAGGAGUGUUGAAAGUUACACUUUUAUUGUCGUUUUGUAGUUGUUCUCACUGCUCUGUUGGGAGAAGUAUACUUUAAGGUCAGCUGCUGCAGCUCUCGUCUAAAUGACAGUGAGCAUGGGAGUCCAGUUCGUGGUGUUAACGUAUGUGAAACUGACCAUAUUAUCAUGCUGGAACCAAAAGUCAAUGGUUACUUAGGAAAUGUCAUAAGGGGACUGUUAUUUUUUAUUUAGCUGUGUUUUUAAUGUAACUGUGUAUUUAAAGCAACAUGAACGACCAAAACUGGUCGAUAUUCACAGUUUGUUGUUACUGUACAUUUACACUGCUGUUCGAGUCCGAGUGUAACAUUUAACCUCUUGUCACGCUGUCAUUGGAUAUUUUAGUGUGAAGACUACAUCCAGUUACACAUUUCUAGUAAACAUGUAGUUAUUUUACAAAGACACUCAAACCUGGAAUAAACUUUAUUUUUAAAUGAA
Molecule: messenger RNA, 5095 nt
Organism: Mugil cephalus (flathead mullet)
Lineage: Eukaryota; Metazoa; Chordata; Actinopteri; Mugiliformes; Mugilidae
Gene: slc26a5
Product: solute carrier family 26 member 5
Exons: 18
Coding region: 2161-4404 (747 amino acids)
Biological process (GO): transmembrane transport
Cellular component (GO): membrane
Molecular function (GO): secondary active sulfate transmembrane transporter activity; oxalate transmembrane transporter activity; bicarbonate transmembrane transporter activity
Source: RefSeq, a predicted model, not a curated record